UUUUUUUUUUGGAAUCGAUCGUUUAUCACCAUAACCCCCCCUCCCUCCUUCCACUUUCAACCAAACCUAACCAGAAACAUCCCCAAACUCGCCGAGCACUUUCCACACCACCACCACCCCCCUUCCCCACCUCUGCAUAACUCCAGCACCGUCUCCCCCUCCUAUCUCAAACCCUCCGCGCCUUGCUGAGGAGGAGGAGGAGGAGGAGGAAGAGCAGCGGCGGAGCAAGAGAGCGCGGAAGAUGGAGGUCUCCACGGACCAGCCGCGGUGGGUGAGCCACCACCACCCGGCCGUGCUCAAUGGGCAGCACCCGGACUCCCACCACCCCACUCUUGGCCAUACCUACAUGGACCCCACGCAGUAUCCUCUCGCCGAGGAAGUGGAUGUACUUUUUAACAUCGACGGACAAGGCAACCCCGUCCCUCCGUAUUACGGCAACUCCGUCAGAGCCACCGUGCAGAGAUACCCCACGGCCCACCACGGGAGCCAGGUGUGUCGCCCCCCGUUGCUGCACGGUUCGCUGCCUUGGCUGGAUGGGAGCAAGGCGCUGAGCAGCCACCACAGCGCUUCCCCUUGGAACCUCAGCCCCUUCUCCAAGACCUCCAUCCAUCACAGCUCACCGGGACCCCUCAGCGUCUACCCACCCGCUUCCUCUUCCACUUUAUCCGCCGGCCACUCCAGCCCGCACCUUUUCACCUUCCCACCCACCCCUCCGAAAGAUGUGUCCCCGGAUCCCUCCAUCUCCACCCCCGGUUCCACCGGCUCCACCCGGCAAGACGAGAAGGAAUGCAUCAAAUACCAAGUGUCCCUGGCCGACACCAUGAAGCUGGAGUCCUCUCACUCUCGGAGCAGCAUGGCCUCUUUAGGAGGUGCCACCUCCUCCGCUCAUCACCCCAUCACUACCUACCCACCGUAUGUCCCAGAAUAUGGCUCUGGACUUUUUCCCCCCAGUAGCCUCUUAGGAGGAUCUCCUACCGGCUUCGGGUGUAAAUCGCGACCGAAAGCACGGUCAAGCACAGAAGGCAGGGAGUGUGUAAAUUGUGGGGCUACCUCAACCCCCCUGUGGAGAAGAGACGGCACCGGGCACUACUUGUGUAACGCCUGUGGACUCUAUCACAAAAUGAACGGGCAGAACCGGCCCCUGAUCAAACCCAAGAGAAGACUGUCUGCAGCCAGGAGGGCGGGCACGUCCUGCGCGAACUGUCAGACCACCACUACCACCCUGUGGAGGAGAAAUGCCAACGGCGACCCCGUCUGUAACGCCUGCGGGCUCUACUACAAGCUGCACAAUAUUAACAGACCCCUGACUAUGAAGAAGGAAGGAAUUCAGACCAGAAACCGAAAGAUGUCUAGCAAAUCCAAAAAGUGCAAAAAGGUCCAUGACAACCUCGAAGACUUUCCCAAGAGCAGCUCCUUUAACCCCGCCGCCCUCUCCAGACACAUGUCCUCCAUCAGCCACAUUUCACCUUUCAGUCACUCCAGCCACAUGCUGACUACACCGACACCGAUGCAUCCUCCAUCCAGCCUCUCCUUCGGACCUCACCAUCCUUCCAGUAUGGUCACUGCCAUGGGUUAGCGAGAGACUCCCCUGCUGAAUGCUUACGGUCUCAAAAUGAGAUUUACUUUAUAUACUUGCAUUUUUGCAGGCGUGCGGUUAUGGGUCUGACGUCCCGAAUCAAAUGGGAGGGGGGAAAAAAAAAAAAAAAAGGAUUUAAAAUAAAUAAAUAAAUAAAAAAGUUAUUUGAAGGCGUAAGAGAGAAAAAAUAAAAAAUAAAAACCUCAGAAAAAACUACAAAAAGCACAAAAAAAGGAAAAAAAAAGAAAAAAAGAGAAAAAAGCUAAAAAAAAAAGUUUUAAAAAAGUGAUGUUUGCCACUUUUUAAAGGAACUCACUAUGGCGUCUAUGUAUUCUUACCCACUGAAUCUGGAUACCAUUUGUGAAUAAGCCAUUCAGAACUUGCAUUCCCUAUUGGACAGGAUCUCUAGUGCUGUGAAAAAAA
Calidris pugnax (ruff) is the source of this 1999-nucleotide messenger RNA. RefSeq names its product GATA binding protein 3 (gene GATA3). The record is from RefSeq and is a predicted model, not a curated record. Bases 242 to 1576 code for a protein of 444 amino acids. Gene Ontology annotation, molecular function: RNA polymerase II cis-regulatory region sequence-specific DNA binding; DNA-binding transcription factor activity, RNA polymerase II-specific; zinc ion binding. Gene Ontology annotation, cellular component: nucleus. Gene Ontology annotation, biological process: embryonic organ development; positive regulation of transcription by RNA polymerase II; cell fate commitment. NCBI's taxonomy places the organism in Eukaryota, Metazoa, Chordata, Aves, Charadriiformes, Scolopacidae. The transcript has 5 exons.